Messenger RNA from Pungitius pungitius (ninespine stickleback), 3846 nucleotides. It is a transcript of the gene itga6a, whose product is annotated as integrin, alpha 6a. Lineage: Eukaryota; Metazoa; Chordata; Actinopteri; Perciformes; Gasterosteidae. Gene Ontology annotation, cellular component: external side of plasma membrane; integrin complex. The transcript has 25 exons. The coding region runs from base 101 to 3370 and encodes 1089 amino acids. The record is from RefSeq and is a predicted model, not a curated record. Gene Ontology annotation, biological process: leukocyte migration; integrin-mediated signaling pathway; cell-cell adhesion. Gene Ontology annotation, molecular function: integrin binding.
UCUCCGGUCAGAAGGCAGCGGGCAGAGCGCAGAGGAGCAGCGGGGUCAGCGGGCUCGAUACCUUCGGACUACUGCGCUCACCUGGACGGCGCCUCAAAAGAUGCCGCCGCCGCAGCCGGGAAGAGCCGCCGCCGCCGCUGUGUGUGUCGCUCUCCUAUUUUUUUCUCACUUUCUGGAGCCGACGCUGGUGCUCGCGUUCAACCUGGACACCGCUCACGUCAUCAGGAAGGACGGAGAGCCGGGCAGCCUGUUCGGGUUCUCCCUCGCCAUGCACCGGCAGCUCAACCCGGAUAAAAGAAUGCUAUUGAUUGGAGCGCCCAGAGCCCGAGCUUUGGGGAAACAGACAGCCAACAUCACAGGAGGCCUUUAUAAAUGUGAAAUGACUCAGUCUCCCAAUUGUGAGCGUGUCGAAUUUGAUAAUGAAGAGGACGUAAGUGUUGAGAACAAGGAGAACCAGUGGAUGGGGGUGACGGUUCAGAGCCAGGGACCCGGGGGAAAGAUCGUGACUUGUGCUCAUCGCUACCAGAAGCGCUUGUAUGUGAACACGCCCCUGGAGUACAGGGACAUCACGGGGCGCUGUUACGUCCUGAGCCAGGACCUGACCAUCGACCCGCACUCCGACGAGGACGGAGGGAACUGGAACUUCUGCAAGGGCAGACGCAGAGGCCACGAAAUGUUUGGAUCUUGCCAACAAGGUUUGGCCGCCACCUUUACCAAGGACUACCAUUACGUGGUGUUUGGGGCACCGGGAGCGUACAACUGGAAAGGCAUCGUUCGAGUGGAGCAAAAGAACAACACUUUGAUAGAGAUGGAGAUGUAUGACGACGGCCCGUAUGAAGUUGGAGAGGAGCUCGUGCCUGUGCCCGCCAACAGCUACCUGGGAUUCUCCCUCGAUUCGGGACACGGCAUCACGAGGGGCGGAGGCCUGACGGUGGUGGCUGGAGCUCCCAGAGCCAAUCACAGCGGAGCUGUGGUCCUGUUGAAGAAGAAGAGCGAAACCUCCUCCAGGCUGGUGGUGGAGCACACGCUGCACGGGCCGGGACUGGCGUCCUCGUUUGGCUACGACGUGGCCGUGGUUGACCUGAACGCUGACGGAUGGCAAGACAUCGUCGUGGGAGCCCCCCAGUUCUACGUGAAGGACGGAGACGUCGGAGGCGCUGUUUACGUCUACGUCAACCAGGCAGGAAGGUGGGAACAGACCACACCUGUCCGUCUCAACGGGACCAAGGACUCCAUGUUUGGACUGGCCGUGGAAAACAUCGGAGACGUCAAUCAAGACUCGUACGAAGACAUCGCCAUUGGAGCUCCUUAUGCUGACGGCGGCGCAGGGAAAGUCUUCAUAUACCACGGCUCUGCACUGGGGAUCCAAACCGGCCCUGCACAGAUCCUUUCAGGAAAAGCGCACAACACGCGGCUCUUUGGAUAUUCCCUGGCAGGGAACAUGGACUUGGACAGUAACUCGUAUCCAGAUGUGGCCGUGGGCUCCCUGUCGGACACAGCUCUGAUCUACAGGUCACGGCCUGUCGUUAGCAUCAGGAGGGACGUCAAAAUAUCGCCAAAGGAAAUAGACCUUACAACCAAAACCUGUGGUCAAAGCAUUUGCUUCGCGGUGGAAGCGUGCUUCACCUGGAAGUCAAACACGGCGUCUUACAACCCCAGACUAACUAUCGGCUACUCCAUCGAGGCGGACGGAGAUCGCAGGAAACACGGGCUGACCUCCAGAGUGACGUUCCUCAACAACCCCCGCACCGAGACAGACUACCAGCUGAACGGCACCUUGGACCUCCGCGGCCAAAACCAGAAGUCCUGCAUCAAGAUGACCGCCAAACUAAAAGACAACAUCAGGGACAAGAUGCGCAGCGUCCCCAUCGAGGUGUCUGCAGACAUCGCGGGGACCAAACCACACAAGGCGAGGAACGGCCUCUCGCAGCUGAUGCCCAUAUUAGACUCCUCUCAACCAAGCAAAGACGUCAUUCAGGUGAACUUUGUGAAAGAGGGAUGUGGAAGGGAUCAUGUUUGCCGGAGUAACCUGAAGAUGGAGUACAAGCUGUACUACAAACAAAGCAACCUGGACGUGUACUCCCCACUGCCCAUGAGUAACAGGGUCCCGGUUUUCCAUCUGAGUUACGAGAGGAAGGACUUGGCUCUGCGAGUGACGAUCAGCAACAUGAACGAAGAUGAUGCUUACGAGGCAAAGCUGGUGGGGACGUUCCCGGACACGCUGUCUUAUUCUGGGGUCCGCUCGCAUGAGAAAACGGUGGAAAAGCCAAUCAUCUGUACAGCCAAUGUGAACGGCUCUCAGGCAGACUGCGAGCUGGGAAAUCCUUUUAAGAGAGACUCAAAGGCUACAUUUUACAUCAUCCUCAGCACUGUGGGCAUGACUCUCGACACUAACAAGAUUGACAUCACCCUGCAGCUCCAAACGACAAGUGUGCAAGAAGACAUCGCCCCUGUUAAAGUGAAGGCUAAAGUAAUCAUUGAAUUGCCGUUGUCAGUCAGUGGGGAAGCCAGCUCGAACCAGGUUUCCUUUGGAGGUGUCGUGAGAGGGGAAAGUGCCAUGAAGACAGAAGAAGAGAUUGGAAGUUUGAUUACUUACACAUUCAGAAUAAACAAUCUGUGGAAGUCUUUGACGCCUUCUGUCAAAGCCUCACUUCACAUCCAGUGGCCCAAAUGGAGCAAAGACGGUAAAUGGCUCCUGUACCUGGUGAAGAUCACCGCUGCAGGGCCCGAGGACGUCCGCUGCUCUCCUGAGUCUGAAAUCAACUCCCUCCAACACAUCCAGGAGGCCUCCGCGUCCAGAACAAGGCGGGAAAUUGGAGAGAGAAAGACUGUUGGCAGAAUGUCGUCGCUGUCCGACAAGAAGAAGGUGUUGACAUGUGACAGUGAGAUCGGAUGCGUGGUGCUCAAGUGCCCCCUACAGGGCCUCGACGGAACAUCACUGGAACUCAGGUCCCGUCUGUGGAACUCGACCUUUAUUGAGGAUUUCGCCUCCACCCCAAACCUGCACAUCGUGGUGAAGGCCUCCCUCGUCCUCCACACGGGGGCUAAGAACAUGAUCCUGAGAACUCCCCACACGGAUGUGACGGUGGCCGUGUCCCCUGAAGGUGCAGUGGCGCAGCACACUGGAGUUCCCUGGUGGAUCAUACUGGUGGCCGUGCUCGCAGGCGUCUUGAUCCUGGCUUUGUUGGUGUUUCUGCUCUGGAAGUGUGGAUUCUUCAAACGCUCCAAGCGAGACGACAGCGUCCCGCGUUACCACGCAGUGCGGAUCAGGAAGGACUCCCCCGACUGCCAGGACGGGAACGUCAAGCUCGAUCCCUUUGAUAAGAAGCAGUGGAUGACGAAUUGGAUGGACAGCGAAAGUUACUCGUGACUCGUCUCACGGGCGAAAUGAUUGUUUGCAAACUGCUUUUAAAUCUCAAGCCACAAACAGGAAGGACUUUGCUUUUUCUUCUUCACUUCGGAUCACUAGGGAUCUGUUGAGUUCCUGUCUUUGAAUUGUUUACACUGAACACAUGACAUUGUUUUUGUACGUUUUGUAUAUAUUUAAAUCCUUCUGCACACACUGUAUAUUUAUUUUUUGAUGAGAAAAUAAUUUCAUGCAGCCAAAGAGUUUUUUUUUCUUCCGGGUUAGGGUUAACGUAGUGUUACUGUUUCUAUGCAAGAUAAAUGAGCACAUCUGCUCAUUUAAGGCAGCAUCUGCUGUACGUUAGGCGACCACUGAGAAAGAUUGUUUGUGCCGUGUAAGGAGUCCCAAGGGAAGACGGUCAACAGAAAAUGCAAUGUUAUGUUUUAGAGAAAUUCAAUGUCAAUGACUUGAUUUGUGUAAUAAAAGGUUUAAACAAUGAA